This is a messenger RNA of Pyricularia pennisetigena, 3171 nucleotides long. RefSeq lists its product as uncharacterized. Gene Ontology annotation, molecular function: protein binding; structural constituent of ribosome. The transcript has 5 exons. NCBI's taxonomy places the organism in Eukaryota, Fungi, Ascomycota, Sordariomycetes, Magnaporthales, Pyriculariaceae. Bases 1 to 3171 code for a protein of 1056 amino acids. Gene Ontology annotation, biological process: translation. The record is from RefSeq and is a predicted model, not a curated record. Gene Ontology annotation, cellular component: small ribosomal subunit; ribosome.
AUGUCAGGCAACACCCUUCGAGGUACUCCCGGGCGCGCUCAGGGACGCGGAGCCAUACCAAAUUUUCCAUCCAGCCCGGCAGCCGCUGGUUCAAGCUCGUCCAUUCCUCGCCCUGUACUCGAACAAACCAUGAGCAGCCAUAAUACUCAGCCUCCAGCCAGCGAGGCAGGCGGCUCCACCAUGAGCGCCAGCCGUCAGAAGCAGACAAAGAGAGAUGAGGCGAUACGCCGCAAGAUGGAGAACGACCUCGCCAAGAAGAAGCAUGUGACGGGCCGAGCCCGUCACUCGAGGAAAGCCCCGCCCGGAACCGUCCUCGCCCUCAAGCCCAGCCAGGCUCUCCAGAUCAAGCCCGGCACCACCGUGGCCGAGGCCGCCCAGCUCAUGGCCGCCAAGCGGGAGGACUGCGUCCUGGUCACGGACGACGAUGAUAGAAUCGCGGGUAUCUUCACGGCCAAGGACCUUGCCUUUCGUGUUGUUGGUGCCGGUCUCAAGGCUACCAACGUUACGAUUGCCGAGAUCAUGACCAAGAACCCGCUGUGUGCCCGGACAGACACAAGCGCGACCGAUGCUCUCGACUUGAUGGUGCGGAAGGGCUUCCGCCACCUGCCUGUCAUGGACGAAAACCAAGACAUUUCGGGCAUCCUCGACAUUACAAAGUGCUUUUACGAUGCCAUGGAGAAGCUGGAGCGGGCCUACUCCUCAUCGAGGAAACUCUACGAUGCCCUAGAGGGAGUGCAAUCGGAGCUGGGGGCGAGCCAGCCUCAGCAGAUCAUUCAAUACGUCGAGGCACUGAGGACAAAGAUGUCAGGCCCAACUCUGGAGUCGGUCUUGAACGGCAUGCCCCCUACGACUGUUGGCGUAAAGACAUCGGUCAAGGAGGCAGCCCAGAUGAUGAAGGAGAACCACACAACGGCCGUUCUGGUCCAGGAUCAGGGUCAAAUCACGGGCAUUUUCACCAGCAAAGAUGUUGUGCUGCGUGUCAUCGCUCCCGGUCUGGACCCCGGAAAUUGCAGCGUCGUCAGGGUCAUGACGCCCCAUCCUGACUUUGCUCCGAUGGACAUGAGCAUUCAGGCUGCUCUCCGCAAAAUGCAUGACGGUCACUAUCUUAACCUCCCGGUCAUGAAUGACUCUGGUGAGAUUGUAGGAAUGGUGGAUGUUCUCAAACUUACGUAUGCCACUCUUGAGCAAAUCAACACCAUGUCAAGCGGCGACAACGAGGGUCCCGCAUGGAACAAGUUCUGGCUGUCCUUGGACAAUGAGACAGAAUCCAUGGUUUCGGGAGAUGGUUCACAUCACCAUUCUCAUUCACAUGUCCACCACCGUUCCGUUAUGUCGCCAGACUUGACGCGCGAGCGAUUGGAUAGUGUUGCACCUGGAGACUCGGCUUCCCAUGCCGGCGUUGAGUCUCCCGGCCACUCCAUCGUCCAGCACUCUCCUGAGCUGCCCGUCAGUGAGAUCCCCUUCCCCUUCAAGUUUAAGGCUCCGAGUGGCCGAGUCCACAGGCUACAGGUGAUCGCUUCUCACGGAGUAGCUGCCUUUAUCACCAACGUUACUUCCAAGCUUGGCGGAGAGAUCGAGGCAGUGGGCGGCGCACCAGAGGUUACCGAGGAUGGACAAGUCCGUGGCGGCUUCGCCCUCUCGUACCUUGAUAACGAGGGCGACUCGGUCAGUAUCACAGCCGACCAGGAUCUGCUGGAGGCAAUCUUGCUCGCCCGCCAGUCAGGCCGUGACAAGGUUGAUCUUUUUGUUCACGAUCCGGAGAAGCCCCCUGUUGCCGUGGCAGCCCCCGCCGCCGUGCCGCCAGCCCCUUCUGAACCUGUUUCAGUGCCCAUUCCCACCCCACCAGCCUCCAGCGUGGCCCGGGAGCGCAGGAGGCGCAAGUCGCCCGCCAGUGAUGACAGCGAUGAGGAGGAGGAAUCGGAGGACGACGGAUCCUCAACGCUCAGGAGACCACGCCGACAUCAACGCGCGGCGGCAGCCCAGCAGGAGCCACUCAUCGCGGGCCGGUCUGCCUUUGCAGCUCCAGUCGCCCGCGCCGUGAAUGGCAGCACCACCAGCGGCAUCCGCAGCAUCUCGAGCGAGACCCUCUCGACCUCGGGCACCGUUCACGCCUCUACUCCGCCUACACACCCUCCCCCGAGUCCUGGAACGGCAACGGCCACGGCCACGUCUGCCGCACCCCUGGCAGUGCCCAGGGUAUUGGACCCUCGUCUCCAGGCACGGUUCGGCCAGACGCAAAAGGAAGAAGCGCCUGACACGACGGCCCGCGACUGGAUCGAGCUGAAGCGUUUCCGCAAGAAGACCUCGGGCCUUGGGUCUCAGCGCUCGACGCGAACCUACCGCCCCAGCGACCUGCUGCGCGACCCGCCCAAGCCCCAGGAUGUGACGCUGGAGCUCCUGAUGGCCUCGCAGUGUCACAUGGGCCACCACAAGUCGCUGUGGAACCCGGCCAACGCACGCUUCAUCUACGGCGUGCGGCAGGACAUACACAUCAUCUCGCUGGAGCAGACGGCUGCGCACCUGCGUCGGGCUGCGCGCCUGGUCGAAGAGGUCGCCUUCUGCGGCGGUCUGAUCCUGUUCGCUGGCACGCGCCAGGGCCAGAUGGAGAUCGUGACGCGGGCCGCCGAGCUGAGCCGCGGCUGCCACCUGUUCAACAAGUGGACGCCUGGCACCAUCACGAACCGCGACCAGCUGCUGGCGGGCGGCGCGCUCAGGAUGGUUGACGAGCACGACCGCGAGCUGCCCGGGUUUGAGAAACACCUGCAGGAGCGGAGGCCCAUCACACCGGAUCUGGUCGUGGUGCUGAACCCACUCGAGAACAACAUCCUGCUGCACGAGUGCAAGGUGUCGCAGAUCCCGACGAUCGGUGUCAUUGAUACAAAUGCCGAUGCUACCAAGGUCACUUACCCGAUUCCGGCGAACGAUGACAGUCUGCGAAGCAUGGCCGUCGUUGCCGGCGUUCUGGGACGCGCCGGUGAGUUGGGGCAGAAACGGCGUCUCGCCGACGCCAAGAGCGGCCAGGUGCACUGGGAAAAUCCGGCGGAUGUGGCACGGUUCUUGUAUAAGCUCAACGCGGAGGUCAUCGAGGCGACGCGCCAGCAGAUGGAGGCGGAUGCCAAGGAAGAGCAACGUUUGCUUGAGAAUGCUAGUUUAAAGGAUCUGCUCACGUGA